CACUAGAUUGAAUUCAGUAUUGUCGGUGGUAAGAUGUGCUGUACAUACGCUCCAACUAGCUGCACAUGAUGUAUAUAAAACUGUUUCAUCAGAAUUAACCAAGUGUAGAGAGGCGGCACGUUUUCUUCGAAAAAAGAUUCGUAAUGAAAAUUUUGGUGAAGGUAUCCGGAUGCCUACAUUAGACAACUUAACUAGAUGGAAUUCUAUGUUCGAUAUGUUAAAUUCUCUGUUGAACUUGGAAGAAUUUGUAAAUAUUCAUGAAGUUAACUGUCAAAUAAAUUGGGAUUUCGUACAAAAUUUUGUUGCUGCGUUUAAGCCCAUUGCUGAAUGUACAAGAAGUUUGCAAACAGAAGAUUAUAUAAUGGGUGAUUUCUACAGGGAUUGGCUGCUUUGCGAAACGAAAUUGGAAACUAUGCCGAACAAUAUCUUCGCUAGUACUUUAUUAGAAUCAAUGCAGUUGCGGAAGGAAAAGCUUCUUGAAAACAAUGCAUUCGUUUCCGCUUUAUAUAUGGAUCGAAGAUUUAAUUAUAUGGAUUCACUGUUCUUCAAUGAAAUGCAAAGAAAACAGGCGGUAUCACAUAUAAUUUCUACAAGCACAAUGUUAAGUUCUUUGGAGGGAAAUCCAAUAUGCAAUGAUGCAGAUCCAGUGGCCAGCCAAGUUGAAUUCGAACCUUCUCUGUCUUCAAAUGAUACUUUUCACUUACUUGAACAAAAAGUUACUUCUUGGAUGCAACAAUCUCCUCAGUCAACAAGCAAUGUUCAAACAAUUCGUCAAAAACUUGAAGGACUAGCACACGAAACUCGGAUGCCUUUCCAAACAAACAUACUGGAUUACUGGAAAGGUUUGCGAAGCCAUGAGCCAGCUUUAGCCAAAUUAGCCGAAGUAGUUCUAUCUGUUCCAUGUAGUCAGACUUCAGUGGAACGUGCCUUUAGUGCUCUUUGGUUAAUUUUAACUAAGCAUCGUUCCAGGCUCAACGGACAAAAUAUCAAUAAUUUGCUUUUGAUAAGGUUAAAUGAAGAACUUUUUAAUAAUAUGAAUUUUUCUUAAGGUAAUUUUUCAUCAAAAAAUUAUCAACUUUAUUUAUUGAAUUAUUUGUGUUCUUUUUCUAUUGAAAUAUAUACUUACAUGUUUUGUUUGUUUUAAUAAAUAAGUACUUACUUAUGUACGUACAUAUGUAUGUACAAAUACGGAAAAUAACUAAAUAAAAAUUUGAGUAUCUAUUCUUUAUUUGUAAAUACAUAUGUAUAGGCUUUUGCUUUUUUUUCUUUAAAGAAGAGACAAUACUAAUGACAAGUGAAAAAAGAUGAGUUUUAUU
Molecule: messenger RNA, 1316 nt
Organism: Bactrocera dorsalis (oriental fruit fly)
Lineage: Eukaryota; Metazoa; Arthropoda; Insecta; Diptera; Tephritidae
Exons: 2
Coding region: 170-1048 (292 amino acids)
Molecular function (GO): protein dimerization activity
Source: RefSeq, a predicted model, not a curated record